AUGGGUUCUUUUUUGAAACUUCUGCUUGUGCGCUUCUGGUUGUUUUGGGUGAGUCAUUCCUCAAUCUCAGUGUCAGUAGAGGGAGUAGGAGCUGAAAAUGUUGCUGUUGAUGGCACUGUUUUCAUCAAUGCAACAGUUUCAAUUGCAACCACAGAUGACAAUUUCAUUUGUGCUACUUUAGAUUGGUGGCCUCCUGAUAAAUGUGACUAUGGAACCUGUAGCUGGGGCAGGGCUUCUCUACUUAACUUGGAUCUUGCCAACCCAUUAUUGUUGAAUGCCAUCAAAGCUUUUUCUCCAUUGAAAAUUAGACUGGGUGGAACCUUGGAGGAUGUAGUUAUAUAUGAAAGCAAAGAUAAUCACCAACCCUGUACACCAUUUGUUAAGAAUGCUUCAGAAAUGUUUGGUUUCUCAAAAGGUUGCUUGCCCUUGUCUCGAUGGGAUGAACUCAACGUGUUCUUCAGAAAAGCUGGGGCAGCUGUUAUUUUUGGAUUAAAUGCGCUAAGUGGUAGGAUAAUAAGCUCCGAUGGUUCAGCAGUGGGAGCCUGGAACUCCAGCAAUGCUGAAUCUCUUAUGAGAUACACUGUCAACAAGGGCUAUACUAUUUAUGGUUGGGAGCUAGGAAAUGAAUUGAGUGGCAAUGGAGUUGGGGCUAGAGUUGGACCUGAUCAAUAUGCAGCUGACACAGGCACUCUCCAGAACAUUGUGCAAGACAUAUACAAAGGCUUUGAAGUUAAGCCAGUAGUCUUAGCACCAGGAGGGUUCUUUGAUUCCAACUGGUUCACAGAAUUUAUAGCAAAAUCAACAAAUUCCCUUCAAGUGGUCACCCAGCACAUUUACAAUCUUGGACCAGGUGUGGAUAAUCACCUAAUUGACAAGAUCCUGAAUCCAUCCUACCUCAACACCAGCGCUCAACCCUUUGUUGGUCUUCAGGGAAUUCUGAAAAGCUCUGCAACUUCAGCAGUUGCGUGGGUUGGGGAAGCCGGAGGAGCUUAUAACAGUGGCCGCAAUCUUGUCACAAACACAUUUGUGUUCAGUUUCUGGUACUUAGACCAACUGGGAAUGGCUUCAACUUAUAGCACUAAAACAUAUUGCAGACAGACACUGAUUGGAGGAAAUUAUGGCUUACUCAACACUACAACUUUUGCCCCAAAUCCUGAUUACUACAGUGCUCUUCUCUGGCAUAGGUUAAUGGGAAGUAAAGUUCUGUCUACAAGUUUCUCCGGGACAGGGAAAAUACGAGCCUAUGCCCACUGUUCAAAGAAAUCUGAAGGAAUUACAUUGCUCUUGAUCAACCUGGAUGGGAACACAACAGUUCAAAUUCAAGUUUCAACUGAAAAUGCUGCUGGCAAUGAAGUUCUGAAUGUACGACAGACUCAAAGAACAAAAUACGCUAGGAUGUCUAGAGAUUCUAAAACUAUGCAUGAUAAUAGCACAAGGGAAGAAUACCAUUUAACACCUAAAGACGGAAAUUUACAGAGCCAGACAAUGCUUCUGAACGGGAAAAUACUGGAGGUAAAUUCAUCUGGGAAGAUUCCUCCCUUGGAGCCACUGAUCGUUAAUAGAACAGAUCCUAUAAGUGUUGCUCCUUCCUCUAUUGUAUUUGUUGAUUUUCCUGGUACAAAAUUUCCGGCCUGUAUGUAG
Messenger RNA from Mangifera indica (mango), 1641 nucleotides. Its product is annotated as heparanase-like protein 3. The transcript has 9 exons. Gene Ontology annotation, molecular function: beta-glucuronidase activity. NCBI's taxonomy places the organism in Eukaryota, Viridiplantae, Streptophyta, Magnoliopsida, Sapindales, Anacardiaceae. The record is from RefSeq and is a predicted model, not a curated record. The coding region runs from base 1 to 1641 and encodes 546 amino acids. Gene Ontology annotation, cellular component: plant-type cell wall; membrane.